CUCAGUUCCUCCUUUCUUACUGCUGGCGCUUUUAAUUUGUUUUUUAAUAUUUUGGAAAUGGAUGAUCAUGAGUAUGGAAUGAUGGAUCUAACACAGUACAUAAACGGAAGGCCUCUAUCUGCUUCGCCACAUCUGCAAUCUGAUUUUUUAUGCAGUAAUCAACACUACGAGAUGGUAAUGGCUAGUAGUAAUACUACUGUGCCACAACAUGACAACUGUCUUCCUCAUCCCGCGGCAGCUGCAACUGCUAGACCUAGUGUUAGUGGCGGUGGCGGCGGGGCCACGUUUAGUACUGCGUCGGAGGUGAAGGGUUGUGGUGGUGGUGGUGCCAUGCGCGGAGGUGGUGACGGCGGAAAUGGACGGUGGCCCAGGCAAGAGACUCUUACACUACUUGAAGUUAGAUCACAACUUGAUUCCAAGUUCAAGGAAGCUAAUCAGAAAGGUCCCCUCUGGAAUGAAGUCUCCAGGAUUAUGUCUGAGGAACAUGGAUAUCAAAGGAGUGGGAAGAAGUGCAGGGAGAAAUUUGAGAACUUAUACAAAUACUACAAGAAGACUAAAGAAGGAAAAGCUGGAAGACAAGAUGGUAAACAUUAUAGAUACUUUAGACAACUUGAAGCUCUUUAUGGUAAAACAAGCGAUACAAUCUCAAUAUCAGAAACCAACAAUAUUGGAAGCAGUAAUUUUCACUACAAUAAUCCCAUAAACAACAACAAUCAAGAAGCUCAUAAUUUUCAUCGUCGGGGUCCUAAGCUCUCUGAUAGUCUUAUCAGUCCCUCUGAUUCCUCUGAUUCUGAUCGUGCUACUUCAUCUGAUGAUAGCGAACUCAAAAUGGACGAUGAUUCAAAAGAAAAGAGGAAGAAGAAAAGAGGAAAAAGGAGUUGGAAAGGUAAGAUAAAAGACUUUGUGGACAUACAAAUGAAGGAGUUAAUAGAGAAACAAGAAGCUUGGUUAGAGAAAGUGAUGAAGACAAUUGAACACAAGGAACAAGAGAGGAUUUUAAGGGAAGAAGAAUGGAGGAAACAAGAGUCAAUUAGGAUAGAAAAAGAGCAACAAUUUUGGGCUGGUGAAAGAGCAUGGAUUGAAGCUCGUGAUGCUGCUUUAAUCGAUGCACUGCAUAAAUUAAGUGGAAAUCAAGAACUGAUCAUCAAGAGUAAUAAAAAUGCUUCAAUAUGUAAAGACAUGAAUUGGGAUGGCAUAAAUGGAUACCUAAUCAAAAGCAACAAGAAACAAAAAGAGAAUUACUUGAGCUCAUAUUAUAAUUUCAAGAACAAUGAAGAAGGGAGAUCAUAUUGUGAAACAUCAAGACAUGUACCAAAUGUUCAAGUAAUGGAUCCUGGGAUGUUUUAGGUAAGUGGUUAAUUUAAUUAAGUUUGAUUAUGGUAUUUUUGUUUUAUUGAGGUGCUAACUGGUAUGUGGAAUAUUUAGGGAUUAUUGAAGUUAACUGAUCCUAGAAGAUGAGGUUUAAUUGGGUCGAUAUUUAUCUUCAUUUUUAAUUAUUUCCAGAUAUUCUUUUGAGAUUUAAUUUCUUUAUCUUAAUGUUGGUCUGA
This is a messenger RNA of Nicotiana attenuata, 1547 nucleotides long. Its product is annotated as trihelix transcription factor PTL-like. The transcript is spliced from 2 exons. The record is from RefSeq and is a predicted model, not a curated record. Lineage: Eukaryota; Viridiplantae; Streptophyta; Magnoliopsida; Solanales; Solanaceae. The coding region runs from base 58 to 1347 and encodes 429 amino acids.